AUGAGCCACGCCGAGCACCUCGGUACAGCCUUUGCGAACAUCGUUUAUGCCUUUUUGAUCACCAUUGACACUGAGGAUUAUGACGCGUUUAUCUGCCGAAUGUUUGAGCGGGAGUCUCGCGAAAAGAGGACGUUGAUUGCAUUUCUUAUGAAAAAGAGGGCGGUUUAUUUUUCGCUCUUGAAUGAUGUUUUGGAGAAGGAGGAAGGCGCUGAGGGGGAAGGGAGCCGCCUCGCCGAUAGCUGGAACCAGGACAGCGAAAGACGGAGCCUCAGGUUUCCGCAGGAGAUGCCGGAUGCACCUGUGGUGGGAUCCCUAGAGCGAAAUAUGGCAAUAAAUGACGUUGUGGCGCAAUUAACUAUUGUACGGAAUGCCUUUUUGGAAAAUAUUUUAAAAAUCCCGGGAACCGUUCCAUCUGGGAGGCAUCCUGCCAUACACCGAUCACUGCAACAGAUACCAAAUGUCUCUUUGAACACGUUGGUGGAAGGUGUGACUAAGACAAUAAUGGACGUAGUUUUGUCCCUGUGCAAUAAAAUAGAGCAGAGAUACUCUUCAAGCCUUUUUUCACGGUCAAUAGUGGUGGCUGAUCGGAGCUUAAGAAGCGAUUGCACCGGUCAGGGAGACUGCACUCUCAUACAAAUGCUCAGUAGUGCGGUGGAAAUUAUUUGGGCAUAUAGUCUGUAUUUUAUUUUAGCCUCUAAGGACGUUGUCCAUAUUCGAUCAGGGGGUUUUGUACAAUGUAGUCGAUUUCUUUUGCGUGACCUUUCAAUGAAUUCUGUAGGCGAGACGACUAGUUUCCGUCCCUCUCUUUGUGACUUGCCACCGGUAUUUUUUCUUUCUUUUGACCUCGCCAUGAAGUUGGAGGAACAUUUUCACGGUGUUCUCACUUCGGGGAGCGUUUUAUCGACACCGUCAGGAAUGCACCUUUUGUUACUGAGCCGCUCAUGCUACGAGCUGCUUACCCAAUUGGAUGAAACUUUAACUGAGGAUGUUUGGAAGGGAAUGAUCAAUACAUGUGCGUCCGUUAUGAAACUCACACGUCGAUCUUCUCAAGACUGGGAGGAUGUGGAUUGGAGCAAUCUUAUUCAUGAAGCGGAUCCAUCCCACAGCACCGCGGAUCAUGGAUGUCUUGUGCAGGAUUUGAUCUUUAUUUGGAGGCGGCAACACGGGUGGUGGGGAACUUCAAUGGAUGAUAAAUCACAUGUUGCGGAUAAUUUACGGGCAAAUAGUCUUCCAAUUUUUCUUAGAGAAUAUCCAUCAUCUUUUUUUUCAUCCCGUUUUAAGGAGACGAUCGCCAUCGUUUUAGAUGUCUGCGGGCUAUCAAAGACGAGCAACGGCGGUAAAAAUGAGAGGACAAUAGGAGAUAUUUUUAAUGGAUUGUAUCGCUGCAUGAUGCAUUUAUGUUAUAUUUUCAAUCAUCGUGUGGCUACUCAUGCUUUACUGAACGAUCUUCUUGAUCUCCUUCGGAAGAUGUUGGUGCUUUCAAAGAAAGAGAGGCGAUUAAAAGAGUUGGUGACAAUUGUUCUUUCCUUAUGCCUCCUUCCUCAAUCAUUCCCUCACGGCAGUGUCUACUCUGAUACGCAGCAACAACGGUGUGUAUGCGCAGAAAAAGUGGUGGAGAGUUUGUUGGACGAAAUUGACAACUGGCGUAAAGCUAAAAAUGCCAUCUGCUACGCACUUUCAAUGGCAGCACUUCUUAGCAGAUGUUCUCUAAAGGAAUUGGAGCGGAGGCUGCCUCUGUUUUUUGACACCAUGGAGUCAUGGUUCGCGUCGGCAAAUAACAUGGAAAGAAUUGCUAUCCUUCACUCCACACUGCACGCCGGGGGAUUGCUGUGUGACGUGUGCGCUAAUAAUGAUUCUGCCUCCCCGUACAAGUGGAAUGAUUCCAUUUCGAGCUUUUUUCGUUCCGUGGAAAAGAUGUUGCUAAACGGAAUCGGUUCUAAGCCGUGGAAGAACGCACCUUUCAGUUCUUCCUGCAUUGAAAUUGCUUCGGAUCUUUUGGUUUUCACACUGCAGCAGGAACCAUUUCAGUCAUCGGCACUCCAUUGGCUAGCGAGGCUAAUGGAAACGAAAGCGAAGUCAAGAACCCUAUCGAAGAGCGGAAUCAGCGCCGUUGUUACCCGUGGUCGAUUGAUAGCCAUAAGAACCAUUUGGGCUCUUUUUGAGUUGUAUUACUGUGGGAGUCACUCCGUUGUUAGCCACGGAGGAAUUGCCGCAAAAGACAUCUUUUUGGCCUGCAGCCAUACGAGUGAGAACAGGAAUAGGCUUUGUGCCCUGUAUAACACACCCCUUGAUCAAAAGGGUUCUAUAAAAGAGACAAUAAUUGGAUUUAUUGCGCUUCACGGGACGUGCUACAGACCGGUGGUGGCCACUGUGGAGGCUCUUGCGAUAUUUUGGCGAGGGGGGCAUUUAAAAAAUGUGAUUAAUUUUGUGAGGACGAGCGAGGAGACUCGGCAGGGGAUCACUGAACUUCGCGAGGCCGCCUUUCAUUAUGCCGGGCAGAUCCAUAAGAACGGAUAUUCUGAAGAAAACAUGGAGUACGCCCACCAACUGGUUCCCAUUUUUCUCAUUGCUCGUUUUUGGGAUCCGCCGCAGGUGCUGCUGGAAUAUAACCUUGCACUUCCAAUGUUACUCGUGGGACCAAAGACGCCGUUGUAUGAUGCAGUGUCAAACAUUGUGUUUCCAUUUUACUUUCUUAAGAGGAAUGAACAAGGCAUGUGGAGUUGGGCUCUCGCCCUACACCGACUAGUAGAAUGCAUCAUUGUGUUAUUGGGAAACGAUGAGGAUGACCGUGUGGCACAUCUAGCGGAGUACGUGGUAUUGCACCUCAUGAACUUGCGGGAUAGAAUGGAGUCCCUUGUGAAUGAAGAAUUGUGCGCGGUGAAACCCGAGGAAAAUGGCGUGGCAGGUUUCCCCUUUAGUAAGAAUUCUUAUGAUAAGGAGUCUUACCAUAAGAAACUGGCCUCUUGUCGCAGCAAGUGGGCAUGGCUGUUGAAUGUAUUGGAUAUGAGUCCACUGAGUCCCAAAGAGUCGCUCUCUUCAACGGAUUCACAGAAUUGGUGUGCCGUCCCCGCUGUGCGCAACGCGGCUCUUGUAGACUUGCUGGAAGGACUGGCAGUCGUACUAUUGGGCCACACAAAAUUGCAGGUGCGCCGAAAUGCGUUAUUUCUUUUGGAGUUGGUUUCUUCCCUUUUGCGUUUGCAGCGAAUUCAUUGCGGGGCAACAUCACAGGUAACCGACAGUUCACACCUUGAUGACAACCAUUACAACGCACACGACCCGAUGCUAUCCACACUAAAAGCAAGCAGACCUUCUGUGGGCGCAGAGGAGCCGCGCUAUCCGCGUGUUGCGGUAGCAGAUAUUUUUGAAGAAUUAGGAGAACAGUUUGACGAAAUGUACGCCUCGAAUAAGGAACGCUACGUGCCUCUUGUUCAUGUUUUUGAAGGAAGAUCGCCCAGUUUGGCAAGCUCCAUAAAUGAUAAAUUAACCGAGGAUGCAAAGCAUAGGGUCUCAAGGGACGCGUGGUCGAAGCCGAGCUUUUAUCACAAGGUCCCCGAUUGCCUGCAUCCAUCAACAAUUGGACGUGAAAGCACGCUGGCUGCCACGUCGUUUGGUGUACAUUGCCUCUCUGAUGAUGGGACCACACCCCACUUUGUUUUUGUUUCCACCACCGCACUGGCGCUCCUGAUGUAUGGCUACUGCCCAGGUUCUGUGCUGGUGCGUGUGGUGUGUGCAAUUGCGGGAGAGAUAGUUGAAAGAGGAGUUAAACGGUACAUCGAGCGAAGUUCACCUGUUUGGAGGUCCUGCUAUGCGUUGAAUUUUCUUUUACUGUGUGUUGAUAAUGUGAAGUCAUCCCCGGAUGCCAACCGGUUAACACGUGGGGGCGAGCGGAACCGCCCAGGGCAUCAACAAGGCGGCAACUCUACAUUUGUGGGUGGUACCGAUGAUUUGAAGGAUGUAGACUGGCAAAUUGUGAACCGCUAUGCGGCGUAUCAAAACCUUAUGAACGUUGUCACGGUGCCUCUUCUUUUGAAUGAAAUCAACACGGAGAACAUCCCACCAUGUUUUUUGGAUAUGAUGCAAUAUUUACUUCUUGGUCCAAUGGAAUGCGUCGCGACGGGAAAUACAUCUCUUGUAACUUACUGUGGUGUAAUGGAUAGCGACCAUCCCAUCGUAACGGCAAUGCAUGAUGUUUUAGCAGUAGGACGCAGCAAAGCACGUGGAGGUAAACAAGUUAUUUUCCAUACCUGUUAUGUUGUUUUACUUCCUAUGAUUCUUGUUAUUAGCCGCCGUUACUUUGUGAAGCCUCCCUUUGUCCCAGGGUGGAAGCAGAACACGGUUGCCACACAACGUGCUCGAAUGGAGACCGUUCUUCAAGGGGUUAUUGAUAGUCUGCUUUUGGGCGAUUCCAACGGUAAAGAGUAUGCGGGUGAGCAUGAUAAUGAACACGGAUUGUCCGCUGAAUCUCUAAGUCGCAUGCUGUAUGAGGGAAACGGUGUGUCUGUGCGAUCAUGCCUGUCACUUCAGUCUCUCCCUUCAGUGAUUGCGCAGAGUGAAGGCAAGCCCACGUCCAAUGGCGAUACAUUGAAUGAAGUUAAACUGACAGUGUUUCUUCGAGGUGUUUUAUGUGAUGUGAUUGCGCUCGUUUACUCCAAAGAUGCCAAAUUUCUGGAGCCGCAAAUGAAGAGUAAGUUUUUGACGAAAGUUCUUUACUCGCUAAAGUACCAGGUGCUUUGGUUUCUUCAAGGAAACGCCAGUUAUCCUGGGAAGGGCUUUGGGCAGAAAUUGCCGAAGAACAUGAAUGCAGGGAUGGAGAAGAGUAUCCUCGCAUUACAAACUGUAGUCUCUUCACUGGUACAGCCCACACUUCAACGGAACCAGUUAGAGCUCGCAUUUGCGAUCAUUAAUACAUUUGGCAUAAAAUUUUUUCAAUGGUUACAAGAAUCGUUGCCGAUUGACUGCAAAAAUCUUGAAACUUAUGCACCGAGUGUGUUUGGGCUUGCGGUAACGCUAUUGGUGGCCGACUCCCCGUUACGGGAUUCUGUGUUUUGCCUACUUUGCAAACUUCCUUUAGGCAGCCCUGUACAUCGUAAUUUUUUUUCUGUGAUUGUAACGGCAUGCUCUUCGAUGUGGGAUGGACGAAAAGGACCUCUUUUGUCUCAGAAACAUUACGGUAAGGCAACCUCAUCUUUUGCACGAUCCUUUGCAAGUUAUGAUGCUCCUCUCAGUUCCUUGAGCAAUACAUGGAGGAACGAUUGUGCUACCUUGGAGCUGAAGAAUAUGGGGAGCGUCAUUUAUUAUGCCCUGGCCUAUCUUUACAGGGAUGGAACAUUUGGUUAUUUCUUUGAUUCCACGGUGCGGUCAAAGGCAUAUGAUUUGCUUGUGUUGCUUUGCGGGGAAGCUCCUGCUGAACCCAUGGCAGAUCCGCUAGAUGAUUGGCUAUGCUUGCUUUUGAAGGCAUGUCGACAAGGUGGUGGAGAAGUGGAGUCAGACAAUAGACUUGUACAGAAUCUUUUUGUCAUGGCGAGUGAAGAUAUUUUAUCAGUUGGACGCAAAUCAUCCAGUGCAAUUGAAAGGCAGCGCAUAGCCUUAAGUCUGCUCUCGUUCUUUUUGCGUCGAGUGAGACCAACAGAGUCCAAUCUGCGCACUGUGCUCCGGGUUACACAAGCAUGCCGAAAUACGAGCUCGGAGCUUGCUCUCGCUACCCUAUGGGGUGGAUGGAUUGCGUACGAGGGACGAGAAAGGGAACGUUUUACUUCACUCCUGGUGCUAUCCUCCAUGGACUUAGCAGACAAGCGUGUGGUAACGCAAUACAUUGACAGUUACAUCAAUCAUGAAAUGGCAAUGCGGGGAAAGGGGCAAGAUGGUAAGUUAGACGGGCGUUCACGUGGUGCGUACUACGGCUUUCUUCUUUUUUCACUGUACCAAAUGAGGCUUUUGCGGCAUAUUGUGUCCCACAAUGAUGAUAAGAGUAAAACUAAUUUGGAGCCCUUAGGGGAGUCAACGUUAAACAACAUGCAACAGAGUGACUGGGGUUGGCAGAGUCUCAUUGCGUGGUCUUCAUUUGGCCCCGGCUCCCUUGACUCUCAGGCAAAUAGAAAGAUGGAGUUGAAUGUGAAACUUAAAAGCAAAUUUUUAUGGAUUAUUAAUGAGAACAUUUGGCGGAUUUCGUUGAAGCUAACAAACGAGAACCUCAAGAAAAAUUUUGGGGUUCAUUCUUUCGGAGAGACUCUCACAGAACGUAGCAUGAGCCGGGAAUCCGGCAAAUUUGUAGAGGACUCUGCAAUGCUUCAGGAACUGGGCUUUGUCAAGCCUCUUUUGAGUGUUCUUUUUUUUGCAUCCUGGGCAAUUAGGCGGCUGCAGCAACGUGACUGGCGCCUCUGGAAGGAGCUACACAGAGAUCUUUCGAGCAUUACCGGUUUGACGAUGAGGGAUUCAGCAACAGAUCUGAAGCCCGUCGUCACCCCCAAUAUGUUUUUAUCAUCUUUAGAAGAUCAAACCACAUCGGAGAGUGAAACGGAUGAUUCUGCCGAACACUUGGGUUCCGUGGCCGAGCGUAAUACUCACAGUGACUACCAGACAUCUUCGACAUGGGAAGAUCAUAAGGUGGAUAACACAAUGGCUGACCAGGAUGAGGAUGGUGAUGAGGAAGAGCAGGAACGAGAGGGGAAUGCCGAAGUGGAGGCGGGGCAUCAUUCAGAGGAGAGCAGCGUUGGCACAGUUGUUGUGAACGCGGAUGUCCCAAAGGUGAGUGUCACGGAGGUGAUUGCAUCGAACAUGAAACAGGCAGCUAAAUUGAAGAGGGAGGAGAAAUUAAAGCGUGCAAGUCGAAUAAAUGAUCCACUUCGCCUGCUACAGAGGGACUUUGUUGCGUUAUUUCUUCACUUUACUUGUUUACUGCUUGUGCACAUGGGAUUUGGAGAGAUGCGUUGCAGGGAGGAAUCGGACGAGCUAUCGUCACGCUUUCAUGUGCUGGAAACAGCGUUUGAAGUACUUGGUAUUCUUUUGAAAGAGACUGCGUCAGAAGGGAUUUGUCGAUCAUCAUCGAGUCUCAAAAGCUGGCUGAAGGUAACGUUUGCACGGCUAAAGCGUUGUGAGGCAAUGAAGAGGGACUUCAAAAAUUUUAAUGACAAUGGAAGCUCCCUGACCUUUGAACCAUCUUUAUUUUUCGGGGGGAAUGCAUUUGAUGUGGGUUGCUCUGAUAGUCCAUCGUCAUCUGUAGAACUUGUUCUAAAGGAGUUGUUUUUUAAUAUUACAGGACAAGGAAGAAAUGUACGAGGACGUCAUUUUCUUUUACGGUGUCUCCAUGAGUUCUCAACAUGGUUGCAGCACAAUAGCUACGAGGAAAGCGAGGCCAAAGUUCGGUUGCAUACGCUUCAUUCCUACAUUUCACUCCUCUCUUUGAAAGUGGCGCGAGUGAUAUCUUUUUGCCUUUCGUGCACAACAGGUGUCUUGGUGGUGGGACGUGAUUGUCAGCAUAAAUGGAUGGAGAAGACAGCCAUGCAGCUAGCGGGGGAAAGUGCAUUUCGACGGUUCCUCAAUGCGCUGUUGCAUCAGACCAAUGCUUUACAGAAUGAUUCUUCUUCUUCAUUGAAAGAGCCAUUUGUGCGGGCACAGGGGCACGCUUUCUGCACUUCGGUUCUGAGGUCACUGGCAUGCCUUUUGAGUGACAUCAUCAUUCAUGAAAUAUACUACUGCACAGGGACUCUUACGAAAGAGGUGGAGGAAAGGAAACAGGAUGCGCUUUUGCUGUCAGCUCCUUUUGGUGACAAUAGUUCAUUUCCGGCGCAUAAUCUUUUGACAAGUUUUUGGACGGGUUUUGCAUUUCUUCUUGAUUCCAACACGUGGCAGGCAGCGUGUGAUUUGCUCGCGGUCUUUCAUCGUUAUGGGUGCGCGGAGUUUCUUGGCACAAUUUCUUCCCCUCCCUUCUCGUCGCUAUACUCGUUGGGCUUAAACAUCGCACCGGACUUGGCGGCUGUGCAACUUGUUUUUUUGCAUCAGGGCAAAGAAUUAACGACGAGUAGGAACGUUUGGAGACAUGCGGCAUUCUCAGAAGAGGAGGAUCACAGCUUGGAUCACGCAGUGGAUGUGGUCUUGAACUAUCUCAAUGAAUAUGCGGGUGAGAAGGAGGAACCUGCAGUGUUUUUGGCUUUUACGGAAUUGUUGCUUUUGUGUGACUGGAAAUCUCUUGAUUAUGAAAAGUAUGCGCCGAAGUUUACUGCAUUCACCAAAACGGAGGCCUCUGGUGACCCGCAGCGCCAACAGUAUCGGGUGUUAUCCACCCAAAGGGAUACAUGCCCGCCGCGAUCUUCCGUGUUUCGUCCAUUCUCGAGCUAUGUAUGCUACUUUGCAGAGUCGUGGAAGCGGGGCCUUCUUCUGCUUUCACCUGGUUCUGAGAGGACCUCCGAGGGGUUGUCGUCACGCAUCAUGUUUGUACUUGGGGAAUUCUUUCAAAUUGCACUAAAGGUCUUUGGCGUCUCUUCUGUUGAUGUUUUGCUGCGUCGAGUCAUUGGAGGGAAUGCUUGGAAAAGAGGUUCUGUGGGAAUGACGUCGUCGUGCUCAAAGAGCCACCACACGGAUCUUUGUUCACUACACAGCUGCGUCGACCUUGCAAGAGAAAGCCAUAAAUUAACUGAGGAGCACGUGUCAUUGUUUCAGCACAAGUUUGAAACAAUUGUGGUUGCGCCGCUUAUUUUUCUGUUUCAGUCGCCGGAGACACCAUUGCCGUUGUGGAGCAAGAUUCUUGCCCUGGUGGCAGCGCUGCUUCGGUACCAUGAGCAGAAUCAUGGAUUUGUGACUGAUCAACUGCUAAAGUUUCUGCCCGAUAUUGAGCGAGGGUUGGGAGUUGGUACGGCAUACAAUUCAUUUACUGAUGAGACACCGCUUAAAGAUCGGCUGGUGGUGCUCGUCCUUGCGGAUGAGGUGUCUUCCAAGGUGAAAAGUCUACGAUUGGCGGCGUGGACGAAGAUACCGUGUCCGUCUCCGUUUGACUCCGGUAACGGUGUGUCCCUCCUGGCGUCCCUUUUGGAUAAUCACUCGGUUCUUAAGACACUUGUGGACAAGCUUGCCAAUGACCCUUUUUCCGCCCAGUCCAUAGCAAACGUUGGAAAGAUCGCUCCAACGGAAUUUGUGGGGGACCGCACCACGUCCACCGUAUCAUCUCAUACAGAAGAGUGGGAACUGAGGCAUGUUCAGAAUGUCUCGAAGUGGUCGCACGAGGGAUCGGAUUCUGAAGAUGUGAAGGCAUUUCACCCCAUGGCGACGCCCAGGCCAGCCGCUAACCAUCCUGAUGAGGGUGAUUUAUCCAGCCUUAUUAUCCAACGUGUGCAGAGCCACACAACGGUAUCCACGUCACAUCGCUUUGGAGGCUACGUUUACGAAACUUUAACUGGAGCGAACGAUGUCGUACAAUUGAUCGGCCAGCUACCUCUCGAAUAUUACAGCGUUGCACCCAAAGGAACGCCCUCCACAUCUCCUGUCGCUGCUGCGGAAAGGGCCGUGGAUCAUGAGCAGCCAUCUACCACGGCGGAGAAGACUCUUUCCAAGAAGGAUUUUGUACCCCCAGGUGUUACUAUGAUGUUAGCGUCAAGUACCAGCACUACUGCUGUAACAUCUUUGAGCAAUUCGGCCGAAAAUUCUUCUGCAAGUAGCGACGACGAUUCUGCAGCUUCUUUUACGUAA
Molecule: messenger RNA, 9678 nt
Organism: Trypanosoma cruzi
Lineage: Eukaryota; Euglenozoa; Kinetoplastea; Trypanosomatida; Trypanosomatidae
Exons: 1
Coding region: 1-9678 (3225 amino acids)
Source: RefSeq, a predicted model, not a curated record